Molecule: messenger RNA, 1039 nt
Organism: Chara braunii
Lineage: Eukaryota; Viridiplantae; Streptophyta; Charophyceae; Charales; Characeae
Source: the annotation of a GenBank genome assembly
GUUCGUCUGAUGAUGAUGGGGGAGUUGUCAAUGAUGAUGACUCCAAGCAAGAGGACAUGCCUUGCAGUGUUGAGCCCGACCCUCAUCCGGGUGCUGCACAGGGAGGAUAUGCGAUGGACGACGAUAAUGACGAGGGUGGAACGAGGCACAACGGAGCUGGCGGAGGGUUUGUUGUGCCUGAGUCUCAUUAUGUGGCCAGCGGGGGGACUCAACAGGGUUCGCAGGUGCAUACAACUUCCGUCCCGUAUGACAUCUUUCAUGAGGGUUCCAUGGCAGCUAGUCCUGCGGUGUCAAUAGGAUUUGCAGAGGAGCUGCAUCUCACGACGAUGCGUGACAUGCAACGCCAGGUAGGGUGGGUAUUUUCGGGAGCGAGUUCGGGGAUAUUGGCAAAGGCAGCAGGGGACAUGGGACAUGAACAUAGGUGUGCGGACGAGGUCGAGUAUGGACCACUGACAGAGGAGGGAGGGGCGGUUGGAGAGAGCGAGAUGGAUCGUAGGACCACCGAUUUUGAUGUGGCAGGGAGGAUUGUCGACGUUUGCCCUAGGACACAAAAGUUAUUGCGACAACAGAGGGCAAGAGAGUUUGGGCUGCCCAAUGCUGAGGAAGGUGCUAUUUCACAACCCCAGGGUGUUGGCAGGUCGACAGUGGCUGCGCAUGCAGGAGGAGAGGAAGGCACACAAUAGGCGGAUGAGGAGGGCGGGAGGGAUGGGGAUGAGGACGAACCAGUUGUGGAGGACACAUUUGGGGUUGGCCUUGUGCCCAGGAAGGACGAUAGUGAGGGGGAGGAUGGUGGAGGUGGGGUAUUGGCGACACAUGCUACCACAGGCAUGUCACACGGUGCUGGGACUACGAACACACACAGGGCUGGGUAGGGGUGCGAUGACGGGGAGCAAGCAGAGGAGGGAGGAGCGGUAGGCUCUCCUGCAUUGCAGAUAGUUGCCGUCAAGGAGCACUGCGCCUUGUCCAUAAUCCGAAAGGGUUGUGUGGUCUUAACUUGUAGCCCUGAUCCUCUUCCCUGCCACCUCGGUUGCUAGCCUCG